Syngnathus acus (greater pipefish) is the source of this 2483-nucleotide messenger RNA. RefSeq names its product astrocytic phosphoprotein PEA-15. Bases 408 to 800 code for a protein of 130 amino acids. Gene Ontology annotation, molecular function: protein binding. The transcript is spliced from 4 exons. The record is from RefSeq and is a predicted model, not a curated record. NCBI's taxonomy places the organism in Eukaryota, Metazoa, Chordata, Actinopteri, Syngnathiformes, Syngnathidae. Gene Ontology annotation, biological process: regulation of apoptotic process; MAPK cascade.
GAGCUUGAGAGGGAGACAGAGAGAGACAGAGAGAGAGAGAAAGGCGUUUUCACGCUCGCUCGCCGGUUUCAGGCUCCUUGUUCGCGGAGAGCAGUCACGACCAUCCUCGGCUCGCUCGGUGCGUGCGCGUUCACGUCACGGCCUCAGUUCCCACGCCGAGGACCCCCUGCCUCUUGUGCUCUUCGUUUGGCUCCUCUUCGCAUCACCAAGCCAUCGAGGAAGUGGACUUUUGGCUUCUUUUUUUUUUUAACCUCUCUGUCAAUCGUCUGACCCAUUUCCGGCUCCGAUUCAAGCUCCACGCCGCGAUCAAAUCCCUCACGACGUCUGAGCUUCCUCGCUGCAACGCCUGGCUACGCGCGAGGUCAGUGUAUCCAAAUUGCGGUUGCUUGCAUUGUGUGGCUCGGAAGAUGGCCGAGUACAGCUCUCUGCUCAGCGACCUCUCGGACAACAUCACCAACGAGGACCUGGAGCAGCUCAAGUCAGCUUGCAAAGAGGACAUCCCCGAGGAGCACAGCAACGCCAUCACGUCCAGCAAGGAGUGGUUCAGCUACCUGGAGAAGAACGACAAGCUGGCCCACGACAACUUGUCGUACAUGGAGCACAUCUUUGAGAUCUCGCGGCGUCCCGACCUCCUGACCCGCGUGAUCGAGUAUCGCACCACCGUGCUCAAAAUCGACGAGGACGACGAGAUCGACACCAAGCUCACGCGCAUCCCCUCGGCCAAGAAGUAUAAAGACAUCAUCCGCCAGCCAUCUGAAGACGAGAUCAUCAAGUUGGCUCCGCCCCCUAAAAAGGCAUGAAGCCGGCGGCAUGUCACCACUCCCGGCGACCUGCCAGCUAACACAAGGCCCUCACACGCACACACGCAUGCACACACUUAACGAAACUGACAACAUAUUUGUACUCUCCUGUCAUGGAUUCCGUUGCUAGUGUGACGCUUUUGCCCCGUGUUUCGAUGUUUUUUUUUUGUUUCUUUCCCGCCUUGUUAGUUUAUGUCCAUCAGGAGUGGCGCAAACUCACUUUCGUGCACUAAUUUUGUAUGUCUGUCUUGUCUCGAGAAUUGAACGCCUCAACUGACAGUGUGUGCCCCGCCCUCUACCUGCACCCCGCCCCCCCACCCCACCUUGCCAUUUAAAACACCUUUUGGUUGUGGAACGACCUCCUCUUGUCGUUGUCGUUUUAGCCGCUAAGCGUGUUGUCGUUGGCACUCCUCGCAGUUGGAAAUGUCCACAAAGUCUCUUUUCAAUUCUGAAAACGGUUUAGGAAGCCAUGAGGGAGAUUUGUUAAGCAGUCCACAUUUUCAGAAGAAACAAAUAAAAAUUGAAGCGUCAAAAUGUUCCGCUCAUUCAGAAUAUCUUCUGAUCACAUUUUUAACUUUUUCAGUCUCACCUCUGACCUUUUCCAUCCGGCAACAACUCUUUAGCAUUAAAGCUCAAUUUGUGCAUCAGAAUUGUAGUUUUUUUUUUUUUUUUUUUAAUUGUAAAUUGACUUUAGAGACUGGCAACUGCACUAGUCACACGCGCUGCAUCUUCUUUGUCGCAUGGUUAUCAAGUGGAAGGUCAAUGUCCACCCUGUCGUGAGUAGGAACUUUUCAAACUGCACUUUUCCCGGCCGGACUCCUCCACUGAGUGGACAACCUGUGGCCUCUGGUUUUGGGUUCCAGCAUGCUUGCACAUGUGAGGCAAGGACAGGAUGUCAAAGUUGUCGCUACUACUUUUGUUCCUUCCUCUUGAAAAGUGUGCGUUUGUGACUGUAACAUUUGUGAGCGGCCGAUUUCCUCUAUUGUCGCUUGUACGUUCUUGGUCCAAGUGUGCGCAGCCUUUUUGCAUUUUUGUGGCGCGCAAGCUUCCACCACAAACACCUGCAACAAACCCCCAUAUCCCACCCGCCCGCAGCUUCCCGCUCGGUCGGCAUGGUAACUGUGAGCCAGACGUCAAUGAGGCACAUAAACAGAACAACAUAUCAAUGACAAAUGAUGUCCUAUAUUGAUUUCCAUCUCAAGUACAUAUCAAGUUAGGAAACAAAAACAAAACAGAGAGGUGAAUAUUUGGUGAAGUCAUUUAUGCUUAAAGACUGUUUGGUUUUUCAUUUUCUUGAAUAUGUAAAUAUGUAUUUUGAAUAUAAACCACUGUGUUCAUUUGAUGACGAUUAAUUUAUUUCAAGCCAAUAUAUUGUUGUUCGUGCGUGCGUGCCCUGAUGUUUGACUAACUGGCAGUGCUGUGACGAGACCUUUUACUUCCCGAACGGUGACUUGCGUGGGUCGCGCGUCGCACGGAAGGAGUGCCCGCUUCUGGAGUUUGCAUGAUGCCAUUCCAGCUGUUUUGGGGAAGUCAUUCCGAAUUGUUUUUCCGACAGUGUUUUAUUCCGCCGAGCGUGAAAUUGCUGCUUGUUGUCAUGACUUCAAGUCAAAUGUAAUAUUGCCAUUUUGUCAUUGUGCUAAAAUGAAGAUAAAUAUUAUAUUUAAAUAUAUUUGCUAACCUACA